This is a messenger RNA of Exophiala bonariae, 732 nucleotides long. RefSeq lists its product as uncharacterized. NCBI's taxonomy places the organism in Eukaryota, Fungi, Ascomycota, Eurotiomycetes, Chaetothyriales, Herpotrichiellaceae. The coding region runs from base 1 to 732 and encodes 243 amino acids. Gene Ontology annotation, biological process: regulation of DNA-templated transcription. The record is from RefSeq and is a predicted model, not a curated record. The transcript has a single exon.
AUGCCAGCUCCAGGCGGCACGAAGCGUGUCAGAGGCGUCCAAGUGUAUCGUCCUUUUGUCUACGGAACCGAAGCCCUACCGUUCGAUCCCGAGAACCGCCCCAAAGACGCUCCAGCCGAUCACACCCAUCGGUGGAAGGUGUUCGUUCGUGGUGUUAAUGGCGAUGAUAUAUCAUACUGGCUGAAGAAGGUUCAAUUCAAACUGCACGAUACCUACGCUAGUAGUGUACGCAUGCUUGAUAAACCGCCGUUUGAGGUUGAAGAAACAGGCUGGGGAGAGUUCGAAAUUGCCAUCAAAUUCUACUUUGCGACUGAAAGCAACGAAAAGCCACAACAAAUUUGGCACGGCCUCAAACUUCACCCAUAUUUUGGAGAUAUCGAACAACAGAAGAAAGACCGCGCAUUGAUCUCUAGUGUAUGCUACGAAGAAGUCUUGUUCAACGAACCCGUCGAGGCCUUUUAUGAUAUCUUGACAGGCGGUGGCCGUGGGUCGAAGGCUAAAACCAAAGGUGCGAAAGCAGCCAAACCGCCGCCAACAGCCGAGAUCCCCGCCAAAAGCGGUCCUGGCAACAAAUUCAGCCGCGAGGAGGAAAGUAAAGAAUUGGAUCGACUAGGUGAAGCCGUCAAGCAAGUCAAGAAGCUACAGGAAGAGGAGAAAGCAAAGAAUUUGACCCUAGAAAGCAGCCUCCAGGAACUGCAAGAGACUGAAGGGAAACCGAUCAAGAAGAAAUAA